UAUGUAAGCUCAAUCAACAUAGUCUUCUAUUACUAUCAAUGCAGGACCCAGAGAUCCAUAAUGGAUUGAUAGACUCAAAGAAGAAUAUGCUGCUUUGAUCAAUUACAUAAAAAAUAAUAAAAGUGAAGAUAAUGAUUGGGUUAAAUUGGAACCAGCAAAUAAAGAAUGCACAAAGUAAUUAAAAUUAUUAAUUAUUUAAUAGUUGGAAAGGUAAAUGUUGGGUUAUCCAUAAUUUGAUUAGAUAUGAAUUUGAUUUUUAAUUUGAAGUAAAACAAAACACUAUUAUUUAGAUACCACCUACAUAUCCAUUAGCACCAAUUGAAAUCGAAAUCCCAUCAUUAGAUGGUUUGACACCUAAGAUGUAUAGAGGAGGCAAGAUCUGUAUUGAUAUUCAUUUUGCUCCUUUAUGGUAAAAAAACGCACCUAAAUUUGGAAUUGUCCAUGCUCUAUAAUUAGCUGUAUAAAAAGUUAAUUAUUAAAUAGUUGGCACCUUGGUUAGCAGCUGAAGUUCCUGUAUUGAUUGAAGAAGGUAAAAUUAAAAAGGAUUGA
Molecule: messenger RNA, 549 nt
Organism: Paramecium pentaurelia
Lineage: Eukaryota; Ciliophora; Oligohymenophorea; Peniculida; Parameciidae
Source: the annotation of a GenBank genome assembly